Elgaria multicarinata webbii is the source of this 2208-nucleotide messenger RNA. RefSeq names its product WD repeat domain 70 (gene WDR70). Gene Ontology annotation, molecular function: protein binding. The record is from RefSeq and is a predicted model, not a curated record. The coding region runs from base 36 to 1961 and encodes 641 amino acids. The transcript has 18 exons. NCBI's taxonomy places the organism in Eukaryota, Metazoa, Chordata, Lepidosauria, Squamata, Anguidae. Gene Ontology annotation, cellular component: site of double-strand break; nucleus.
GCGGUUCCUGGAGAAGACGGUGGUGCGCUCUCGGGAUGGAGCAGCCCGGCAUGGAGAGCGAUGCCGAAGCGAUGGCCGGACUCGACCCGGAGCUGGCCGCCACCAUGGGCUUCUCCGGAUUUGGAAAGAAAGCUCGAACGUUUGACUUCAAUGCAAUGUUUGAACAAACUCGAAGAACUGCAGUGGAAAGAAGUAGGAAGAUUCUGGAAGAUCGUGAAAAAGAGGCAGCUGAGAAAGAAAAAGAACUUGGAAGGCAGCAUGAAGCUGAUUCAUCAGCUACACACUCAAGUCCAGUAGUGAGAACAUCUUCCAGAGAUUCAGCUAGCAGCGAAAGCGAGGACAGUUCGGAUGAAGAGUUGAUUGGUCCGCCCCUGCCUCCCCAAGGCUCAGCGGAAGACUCCGAUGACGAACUCAUUGGCCCACCCCUUCCUCCUGGGUACAAGGGCAGUGAUGAUGAUGAUGAUGAGAGCAUCCAGGAAGAAGAGGAGGAUCCUAUGAAGAAGAUUCCUGACUCGCAUGAAAUUACACUGCACCAUGGAACAAAAACAGUCUCUGCUUUAGGAUUGGAUCCUUCAGGUGCCCGUUUGAUAACUGGAGGUUAUGACUAUGAUGUUAGAUUUUGGGAUUUUGCUGGCAUGGAUGCAUCUCUUCAGGCUUUUCGAUCUCUGCAGCCGUGUGAAUGCCACCAGAUAAAGUCUCUCCAGUAUAGCAGCACAGGGGAUGUGAUUCUUGUCGUUGCGAGCAAUUCUCAAGCUAAGGUCCUUGACCGAGAUGGCUUUCCUGUAAUGGAGUGUGUAAAGGGAGACCAGUACAUUGUAGACAUGGCAAACACCAAGGGGCACACAGCAAUGCUUAACUCAGGCUGUUGGCAUCCCAAAAUAAAGGAGGAGUUUUUGACGUGUUCCAAUGACGGGACUGUGAGAACAUGGGAUGUUACCAAUGACAAAAAACACAAAGGUGUGUUUAAACCACGCUCGGCUCAAGGUAAACGAGUGAUUCCUACAAGCUGCACAUAUAGCAGAGAUGGUAAACUCAUUGCAGCUGGCUGCCAAGAUGGGUCCAUCCAGAUCUGGGAUAGGAAUAUGAAUGUUCAUACCAAGUUCCACUGCCGGCAGGCACAUGCUCCAGGCAGUGACACUUCAUGCUUGACAUUUUCUUAUGAUGGCACCGUUCUUGCCAGCCGUGGAGGUGAUGAUACCUUAAAAACAUGGGAUAUCAGACACUUUAAAACAUCUCUUAAUUCAGUUGUUGGUCUACCUAGCUUCUUCCCCAUGACCGAUUGCUGUUUCAGCCCAGAUGAUAAACUUCUUGUUACUGGUACUUCUGUUAAGAAAGGACAUGGCAGUGGAAAACUUCUGUUUUUUGAACGGGAGACAUUUAAGAAAGUAUAUGAGAUAGACGUCACAGAUGCAAGUGUUGUCCGUUGUCUCUGGCAUCCUAAGCUGAACCAAAUCAUGGUUGGUACAGGGAAUGGAUUAGCUAAAGUAUACUAUGAUCCCUUCAAGAGCCAAAGGGGAGCAAAAUUAUGUGUUGUAAAAACAAAAAGAAAAGAGAGGCAAGCAGAGACACUGACACAAGACUAUAUUAUAACACCUCAUGCUCUUCCAAUGUUUCGUGAACCACGCCAGCGAAGUACAAGAAAGCAGUUGGAAAAGGAUAGAUUGGAUCCCAUGAAAUCUCAUAAACCUGAACCUCCAGUAGCAGGACCAGGCCGCGGUGGUCGUGUUGGAACUCAUGGCGGUACUCUGUCUUCGUACAUAGUCAAGAAUAUUGCGCUGGAUAAGACUGAUGAUAGCAACCCUCGAGAGGCCAUUUUACGGCAUGCAAAGGAAGCGGAGGAGAGCCCAUACUGGGUCGCUCCAGCAUAUUCUAAGACUCAGCCAAAAGCAGUUUUUGCAGAAGUGGAGUCAGACGAAGAUGAAACAGAUGACAAGCCAGAGUGGAAAAAACGUAAAAUUUGAAGAAUUCAAAUUGGAGGAGGCUCAUAAGGGAUUUGGGACAAAGUUGAACUCGUUUUCCUUAUGCAAAAGAAGUCAAAUUUCGGCAAGCAACAUUACUUUCAUGCACAGGGCUAUUCACACCGUUUUGAAAGACUAUAAUUGCCAUACAGUGAAGCAGAAUUAUUUAGUAGUAAGUCUGCAUUUUGUAAAGGGAGCUAAGUUCAUAAAUAAAAGUUUAUUUUUAAACUUUGAUUUCUUUAAAAGCCUA